This is a messenger RNA of Sinocyclocheilus grahami, 1316 nucleotides long. It is a transcript of the gene spout1, whose product is annotated as SPOUT domain containing methyltransferase 1. Gene Ontology annotation, biological process: maintenance of centrosome location; miRNA processing. Gene Ontology annotation, cellular component: kinetochore; spindle pole centrosome; mitotic spindle. Lineage: Eukaryota; Metazoa; Chordata; Actinopteri; Cypriniformes; Cyprinidae. The transcript is spliced from 12 exons. The record is from RefSeq and is a predicted model, not a curated record. The coding region runs from base 41 to 1186 and encodes 381 amino acids. Gene Ontology annotation, molecular function: miRNA binding.
CUCUCGAGGACCGUUUUAGGUGUAACACACAUAGAACAGCAUGGCCGAUGAACCUCCAGUGAAGAAAAAUAAACCGAAUAAACUCUCAAAUAAAGAGGGCGAAGAGAGAAUAAACUGGAGGAAAUGGAAAGAACAAAAGAAAGAAGAGAAGAGACGACACAAAGAGAGCAAGCUCAUCCAACAGCUGGAGAAACAGAAGCAGAAGAAAGAAGAGGAAAAUAAGCAGCAGGUCCAGCAGGAAGAGAAGGACAGUAAAGGUCGUUUGUAUACGUUGAGCGUGGCUCUGCCCGGAUCAGUGAUGGAUAAUGCUCAGUCACCAGAGCUUCGCACGUACCUGGCGGGUCAGAUCGCCCGGGCCUGCGCUGUGUUCUGUGUGGAUGAGGUGGUCAUAUUUGACGAACUGGGGGAGGACGCAAAGAGCAUUGAGGGAGAGUUCAAAGGCAUUGGUAAGAAAGGCCAGGCCUGCGUCCAGCUCGCACGCAUCUUGCAAUACCUCGAGUGUCCACAGUAUCUGCGGAAAUCUUUCUUCCCGAAGCAUCAAGACCUGCAGUUUGCUGGUCUGUUGAAUCCUCUGGACAGCCCACAUCACAUGCGCAUCGAUGAGGAGGCGGAGUUUCGAGAGGGGGUGGUGCUCGAUCGGCCAAGCAAACCAGGGAAAGGGUCCUUCGUCAAUUGCGGGAUGAGGAAGAACGUUCAGAUCGAUAAACAGCUCAAAUCUGGACUGAGAGUGACUGUACAGCUCAACAAGUGCCAAAACAAAGAGGGAAAGGUGUAUAAAGGUGUUGUUGUGGCUCCUCACGUCCCGAGGACAGAGGCUGGGCUCUACUGGGGCUACAGCGUCCGUCUGGCUUCCUGUCUCAGCGCUGUGCUCACAGAGUGCCCAUAUAAAGAUGGUUAUGAUCUGACCGUUGGUACAUCAGAGAGAGGAAACAAUGCAGAUCACAUCACUCUCCCUGCAUUCAGGCACAUGCUGGUGGUGUUUGGCGGUCUUCAGGGUUUAGAAGCGAGUGUUGAUGCUGAUGAGAAUCUGAACAUCACUGAUCCUGGCGUGCUCUUUGACCUUUACCUCAACACCUGUCCGGGGCAGGGCAGUCGCACCAUCCGCACCGAGGAGGCCAUAUUAAUCAGUUUAUCAGGACUCGGGCAGAAAAUCUCAGCUGUAUUUCCUGACCAAUCCAAAGGAUGACCCCAGGAAGUAGAGCUGUCAAGACCUUAUCAAUGUACAGUUUUGUGAAUCAUUUUGUAUUGAAAUAUUAAUUUGUAUCAGUGAACUGUCAUGAAUAGUGUUUAUAACCAUAAAACAAAUCAUGAAACAA